AUGCAUGGGAAAACGCAGUCGUCUUCGGAACGACCGCAAAAGGCGUCGUCGUCGUGCGGCAUGCACAUCUCCGGCUUCUACAUGUGGUCGAAGCAGCACAGUGUGAUGAGUUCGCUCUGUGGCUGCUUCUCGAAGCAUUCCGAAUUCAAGCCGCUCUACGCAUCCAGCAUUGCGGAUUCCAGUGAUUAUGAUGAUUACUAUGAGGACGAAAACAACGGCGGAUUGAUCCCGCAGAAUGUUUCGGAGCCAGAUUUCAGUCGCCUUCGUCGUGAUCAGGAGCAAGGUAGGCCACUGGUGAAGUUAUUAUUCCACUUUUUUGUUUUCAUUUUUUGUAUUUAUUUAAGGUUGUAA
Molecule: messenger RNA, 351 nt
Organism: Gongylonema pulchrum
Lineage: Eukaryota; Metazoa; Nematoda; Chromadorea; Rhabditida; Gongylonematidae
Source: the annotation of a GenBank genome assembly